AUGGCCAGGGAAAGGACCGCAGAGGAUUUAGAAGCGAAGUUGGAAUUGGCGAAACUCUCCCGCAAGGAUCUGGCGCCUCUCAGUCAGAGUCUGUUCUUCCACCCUGAAGACAACAGUGAUCUCAUACUGAUUGAGAUGGAUUCUCAUCUUAUGGAAGAACUCGGGAAAAACUUGACGAUACGUGGUGAAGCCGAGGACGAUCUGGUAGUGUGUACCGAGUCCCGAACAUACUCCGUUCGUGAGGCCGAGAUUUCGAAUUCUUUGCUCGUGGUCCCUCACUUGGAGAUCUUGAGUAAAGAAAACCCGGGAAGCGAAGGACUAGAGUCGAAGCGAGUCAUCAGAACUUUUCAUCAUUAUUGGGAGCCGAAACAGAUGAAGCCGUCGGCAAGGAAACUACACAGGAUCCUCGAGCGCCGCAUGUACCGCGGAGAGGUUCUCGAUGAGCAUGAUGAGUCAGAAUCCUCGAAGACUUCCUUCGAAGACUUGUUGGAUGUUGUGCAAUCUUCCCGAGGAGAACUUGAGGCGAUGCUGGCAUCCAUCGGUGCGAUCCCCCACCGAGGCAAAUACCGUCUACUCGACUUCGAAUAUAAGUGUCGCGUCUUGGAGUUCAUCCUCACGUCAAUCGAGAGCAACUCCAUGGAUCUCGGAAAUUUGAACGUCGAAACGAUCGUCAGCGAAGUUUCCGACCUAGAGCCCCGAUCUAUCGUCGAAAGCAUACUCAACAUGUAUCUGAAGCCUGGUGGAGCUUGCCUGGAUAAGGAUAAAGUGUGCCGAACUCAAGCCGAAGCUCUGUUGCGCAACGGCGAGAGCUUCAAAUUGACUGACUUUGUAGAGACUUGGAGACAGAGUUUACCCGAAGGUUUCGAUCCGGAUCUCAGCUGUCUGUACGGGAUCUCGUACACUAGUGAUGAUUCCAACCCUGCCAGGGCAACGAUACAUUACUUAUCAUUUUGGGAUCUUCCGGAGCAAGAAUCAGCACGGCUGCAAGCUUUACUACGUCUGAAGAACGCCUGGAAACUAGAUGAAAUCAAGCCUUACAUCGAAGAUUUGACUUUGCAGAACGUCAACUCCCUGCUCCUGAAAUAUGCACGAGCUUUCAAAGUUGCCGGACAAACGUUUUAUUCAAAAAAAUAG
Galendromus occidentalis (western predatory mite) is the source of this 1134-nucleotide messenger RNA. RefSeq names its product sister chromatid cohesion protein DCC1. Gene Ontology annotation, biological process: mitotic sister chromatid cohesion; maintenance of mitotic sister chromatid cohesion. The coding region runs from base 1 to 1134 and encodes 377 amino acids. The transcript is spliced from 3 exons. Gene Ontology annotation, cellular component: chromosome, centromeric region; chromatin; Ctf18 RFC-like complex. Lineage: Eukaryota; Metazoa; Arthropoda; Arachnida; Mesostigmata; Phytoseiidae. The record is from RefSeq and is a predicted model, not a curated record.